Molecule: messenger RNA, 986 nt
Organism: Calypte anna (Anna's hummingbird)
Lineage: Eukaryota; Metazoa; Chordata; Aves; Apodiformes; Trochilidae
Gene: TNFAIP6
Product: TNF alpha induced protein 6
Exons: 6
Coding region: 54-881 (275 amino acids)
Biological process (GO): negative regulation of inflammatory response; cell adhesion
Molecular function (GO): hyaluronic acid binding
Source: RefSeq, a predicted model, not a curated record
GUUACCCUGAGUGUUUUCACAGGGAAUAGUUACCCCCUUCUCAUCCAGGAGAGAUGAUUGCACUGAUUUUCUUCUCUGCCCUGCUGUGGGACAAGGCUCGGGCAUGGGGAUUCAAGGACGGAGUGCUGCAUAACUCCAUCUGGUUGGAACGAGCAGCUGGAGUGUACCACAGGGAGUCACGGUCUGGGAAGUACCAGCUCACCUAUGCAGAAGCCAAAGCUGUCUGUGAAUAUGAGGGGGGACAUCUGGCCACCUAUCAGCAGCUGGAGGCAGCCAGGAAAAUAGGUUUCCACGUGUGUGCUGCUGGCUGGAUGGCAAAGGGCAGGGUUGGUUACCCCAUCGUGAAAGCUGGAGCCAACUGUGGCUUUGGGAAAACCGGCAUCGUCGAUUACGGGAUCCGCCUCAACAGGAGCGAGAGAUGGGAUGCCUACUGCUACAACCCCCAUGGAAAAGAAUGCGGCGGAGUCUUCACAGAUUCCAAACAUGUUUUUAAGUCCCCAGGCUACCCAAAUGAGUAUGAAAAUGAGCAGAUUUGCUACUGGCAUAUUAGGGUGAAGUAUGGGCAACACAUCCAUCUGCAGUUCCUAGAGUUUGAUGUUGAAGAUGACACUGCCUGUAUGGCUGAUUUCUUGGAAAUUUAUGACAGCUACGAUGACAUCAAUGGCUUUGUGGGCAGGUUUUGUGGAGAUGAAUUGCCAGAUGAUAUCAUUAGCACAGGCAAUGUUAUGACCCUGAAGUUUCUGACAGAUGCCUCAGUGACUGCUGGGGGGUUUCAGAUUAAGUACACUACAGUGGACACACCUUCAAAGCCAAGUGAGGGAAAGAAUGCAACAUCCCAAGGGAAAGCAAACUUCUUACCUGGAAAGUUUGGAAUUAUGUGAGCAGAGCAAUGAGAUCCCCUCAAGAAGAAAUAUUGUUUUAGAACCCAAUUCAGAUAUCUGUUUCUUCAGAGAAGACAUUUUCUCCAUAUCUUCCUGACUUUUAUU